Molecule: messenger RNA, 1111 nt
Organism: Triticum urartu
Lineage: Eukaryota; Viridiplantae; Streptophyta; Magnoliopsida; Poales; Poaceae
Product: DNA-directed RNA polymerase V subunit 5A
Biological process (GO): tRNA transcription by RNA polymerase III; transcription elongation by RNA polymerase I; transcription by RNA polymerase II
Molecular function (GO): DNA binding
Source: RefSeq, a predicted model, not a curated record
GGAAGGGCGCAAGGCUCGUUUGCUUUCCCCUACACCCAAAACCCCAAUUUCCUCCCACCAGAGCACAAGGAAAGAAAUGAAUCAAUUCGCCCCUCAGCAAUCAUCGCUCGCCAUGGACUCAGGGGAGAGCUCCGCCGCCUCCAACGCCGCCCACGCGGCAAUGGCCGUCGACUACGCCCCCGAGGUCGCCUGCUGCGUAUCAUCCAUGGUCGACCUCGGCGGCGCCGCCGGCGUGGAGAGCCAGCGCCUGUUCCUGGCGCGCCGCACGGCGCUGGAGAUGCUGCGGGACCGCGGGUACAGCGUGCCGGAGGACGAGCUCGCCCGCACCCUCCCGGAGUUCCGCGCGUGGUGGUCCGAGACGCCCGAGAUCGAGCGCCUUUCCUUUUCCACAACCCUCGCCUCCGACGAGUCCAACAAGGUGCGAAUUGUCUUCUGCCCACCUGAGCCCGUCAAAAUCGCAGCCAUCCGGGAGGUGUAUCUCCGAAUCAAAGAAGAGAACUUGUCUUGCCUGAUUCUGAUUUUGCAGAGCAAAAUAACAUCUAGAGCCAGGGAGUCCAUCAAGGAGAUGUUCAAAUUCAAAGUAGAUGUAUUCCAGAUCACAGAGUUACUGGUGAACAUUACUAAGCAUGUCCUGAAGCCCAAGCAUGAAGUGCUGACUGCAGAAGAAAAAGCGAAGCUCCUGAAGCAGUACAAUGUGGUGGAUUCACAGUUGCCUCGCAUGCUAGAGACCGAUGCUGUUGCUCGCUACUAUGGCCUUGGCAAGGGAAACGUGGUGAAAUUCACAUAUGACAGCGAGCUCACCGUGGACCAUGUGACGUACAGAUGUAUCUUCUGAUGGAUCCGUUUGGUUUCCAUGGGAUGAAGGUUGAUGAAGGUUGUCUUCUGUUAGGCCUCGCGGCAAUGUAGUUAGAAAACUGUUCCCCAUCCUAAGCUAUCUGGUUGUCAGUUUCAGAUGUUUCUUAGAAAGUCUGGCACAAGUUUGUUUCCAGCGUACCGUGGUCACUGCAUGUCUUUGAAAACUGAAAUGUGUCGUGGAGAAUCGCUCAAAUGUGAUUGUGGGGUUAUCACUGCUGCUGUUGCGUUGCCAGUGUUGUUCAUGUUGGUGGUGCUA